AUGGCUGGUGACAACGUUAACAACAAUUCCGAUACUGAUCAUGAUGGUACUAUUCCCCGCGGUGAGGUGGAUCCUCCUGUGGUGAACACUAAUGCACCUUCGGCUACUUCGAGUACUAAUAAUGGUGCUAUGAUUAAUGUGGCUAGUAUAGGUCCAUCGGCACAGACUGGUGCGACGACAUCAACAUCAACGACUAAUAACUCUAGCGCCAUGCCUAACAUCCAGACGACUUCUUCAACAAGCUCUCCGGUUGUGGUAUCUACGGUUUCUAGUGAGUCUAUUCUUCCUGCUAGGACGAAGCGACUCUUUGUGCCCGUUCCUGAGAAGUUUGCUAAUAAACCAACGGACAAUAUACGUGACUGGUUUGAAGCUUAUGAGCUCUAUACCUACGGUAAUCUCUAUGAUGAUCGUGCUCGUGCCCGUUUCCUGGGUGCAUUCCUUACUGGUGAUUCUGCUAAUGUUUGGAAGACUCAGUGCUCUAAGGUUAAUUACGAAGCUGACAAGGCAAUUCUCAUUAAGACUUUUGAGAAGUGUCGAUUGCCUGAUGAAGCUUGGAGUCGGUUUGAUAACUACCACUGCCUUGUCACGAUACUUGAACGAGUACAACGACUUGCUGAAGCCUGA
This is a messenger RNA of Perkinsus marinus ATCC 50983, 624 nucleotides long. RefSeq lists its product as hypothetical. The record is from RefSeq and is a predicted model, not a curated record. Bases 1 to 624 code for a protein of 207 amino acids. The transcript is spliced from 2 exons. NCBI's taxonomy places the organism in Eukaryota, Perkinsozoa, Perkinsida, Perkinsidae.